Messenger RNA from Alligator sinensis (Chinese alligator), 2299 nucleotides. RefSeq names its product cathepsin C (gene CTSC). Gene Ontology annotation, molecular function: cysteine-type endopeptidase activity. The transcript has 7 exons. Lineage: Eukaryota; Metazoa; Chordata; Crocodylia; Alligatoridae. The record is from RefSeq and is a predicted model, not a curated record. Gene Ontology annotation, cellular component: lysosome. The coding region runs from base 1 to 1278 and encodes 425 amino acids.
AUGGCUUGCUUGAAACCUGGCUGUGUGAAAGCAGAACUGCCUGCAGAACUCAAUAUUGGACCCGUGGAAAAGAAAGUGGUUGUGAGUCUUCAGAAGCUGGAUGUGGCACAGGAUGACUUGGGCAACUCUGGCUUCUUCACGAUCAUUUACAAUCAAGGGUUUGAAGUUGUAAUUAAUGACUAUAAGUGGUUUGCAUUUUUUAAGUACACGAAAGAAGGUUCAAAUGUAACCAGUUACUGCCAUGAGACCCUUCCAGGAUGGGUGCAUGAUGUACUUGGCCGUAACUGGGCAUGCUUCCUUGGACAAAAAGUGUCUCCUUCUCCCUCCAGCAUUCGUGUAAACCAGUUGCCUCUCCAGAAACUAAAGGGAAGGUUUUCAAGCAGACCUUAUUUGCACAACCUUGACUUUGUGAAUACAAUCAACACUGUUCAGAAAUCCUGGACUGCAGCAGCCUACAAGGAAUAUGAAACUCUGACUCUGGAAGAACUGACUAAAAGAGCUGGAGGCCUCCACUCCAGAGCCCCUAGACCAAGGCCAGCACCGCUAACACCUGAAAUACUUAAACAAGCUUCAAGUUUGCCAGAAUCCUGGGACUGGAGAAAUGUUAAUGGUGUCAACUACGUCAGUCCUGUGCGAAAUCAAGCAUCAUGUGGCAGCUGCUAUUCCUUUGCUUCUAUGGGCAUGUUGGAGGCAAGAAUUCGCAUCCUAACCAACAAUUCCCAGACACCAGUUUUUAGUACCCAGCAAAUUGUGUCCUGUAGCCAGUAUUCUCAAGGUUGUGAUGGUGGCUUCCCAUACCUCAUCGCUGGAAAAUAUGUCCAAGACUUUGGUGUGGUAGAGGAGGAUUGUUUCCCUUACACAGGCUCAGAUUCUCCAUGCGUUUACAAGCGGAACUGUUAUCACCACUAUGUGUCUGAAUACAGCUAUGUUGGAGGCUUUUAUGGUGGCUGCAAUGAGGCCUUGAUGAAGCUCGAACUAAUUAAAAAUGGGCCAAUGGCUGUUGCUUUUGAGGUUUAUAGUGACUUCAUGUACUAUAAAGAAGGGAUUUACCAUCAUACUCAGCUGCAGGAUGAGUUCAACCCUUUUGAGUUGACCAAUCAUGCUGUCUUGCUUGUGGGCUAUGGCAAAGAUCCAGGUACCGGUGAGAAAUUCUGGAUAGUGAAAAACAGCUGGGGAACUUCCUGGGGUGAAAAUGGUUACUUCAGAAUCCACAGAGGCUCUGAUGAAUGCGCUAUUGAAAGCAUAGCAGUGGCUGCAACUCCUAUUCCAAAAAUGUGAAUGUAAAGCUCUUCUGCCUGGUGCCUCAGUUGAGAAACCAUAAAAACAUAUUGAUUAUGUUUAUGUACUUGGAGAAUUUUACUGCAGUGCUUUCUAUCUUAAAAGAAUGAGCUUUAAUGAGAUUCAGUGGAAUAAAAGUGAGCAGUUUUCACUCACUAUCACUAAGGACACUUGAAAAUACUGCUCUUUGUUUACAACAUACAGGGCACAUCUACAUGUGCACAUCAACUACACAGUAAAUAUGUCGACUUAUGCAAACUUGAGCGUAAACUUGAUACCUGCAUCAUGUAGGUAUCAAAUUUAUGCCCAAUUAGUUACUGCGGAGUAACACGUGUAGAUGCCUUACUGUGCAGUAACACUGUGUGUGGGCUGACUUGGGACUAACUUUAGUCCCAAAUCAGUCCACACAUAGCAUUAAUGCUCCUUAACACCUGCACGUAUAGACGCCAGCCUAGUGCAGUAAAUUUAAGCGAGCGUAAAUGCACGUGUAGACACAUCCACAGAGACUGGCCUAUAUUUUCUGUAUAGAGGCUGGCCAUAAAUUGCCUGAGAAUACAAUUGCCAUUAGAUAAACAAUAGUUGACAAUAGUGAGAGUUAUUCAUCAUGGUUAUAAACGCAAUCAUUUUGUGGUUUUUGUUUUGUAUUUUUUUUUUCUUCUUUGGACAAUCGUAAAACUGUAGAUCUUGGAAUGAAAUGACUGCUACAAAAAUCUAUAAUUACUUAAAAGGACACUUGUUGAAUAUUGUGCCUUCUGGGAAAUCAGGAAAUUGUUGCAUUUUAAAAUUGGACACAAAUGUGUGUUAUGGAAGACUAUUACACUGUGAUUAAAGGGAAAUUUUAAAGCUUUAAAGUGUUUGGCAAAUAUGCAGGCAUAAUGUCACUUGGGAAACUGAGCUUGAAAUUUCAUUUUGCCUAUGUGGCUUUUAUUGAGUAUGUGUUUAAAGUUCUGUUUUAUUAAUGUCCUUUUUUAAUUCAGUGCUGAGCAUAUCAUCAAUAAAAAAAAAUCUGACUUCAUUGCUA